Messenger RNA from Coccidioides immitis RS, 2155 nucleotides. RefSeq names its product C6 zinc finger domain-containing protein. The record is from RefSeq and is a predicted model, not a curated record. The coding region runs from base 1 to 1731 and encodes 576 amino acids. Gene Ontology annotation, molecular function: DNA-binding transcription factor activity, RNA polymerase II-specific; zinc ion binding. Lineage: Eukaryota; Fungi; Ascomycota; Eurotiomycetes; Onygenales; Onygenaceae. Gene Ontology annotation, biological process: regulation of DNA-templated transcription. The transcript is spliced from 2 exons.
AUGGCGGACUCCUCGAAUAAGCGCCCUCGAUCUCCCACCGGUGACUACCCUCCGAUAGCUUCCAAGUUGCCGAAGACAUCGAAUCACCUUCAGAUCAACUACCUCGCGCGCCAGUACGCGGAAAAUCUCCCCCUGGUCUCUGCCGAAGACACCCUUCCGUCCAUCCUUCGGCUCAUCGGCGAAUACGACGGCGUGCUUCAGCGCCACGAGAGCAUCGCCGGAAAUCUAGGUGCAUGUCCUCUCGGCCCCAUCCUCGUGAAGCGAUUCGAGCGCCUCUUCGACAGCCCCCCUCGUGUGCUGAAAUCUAAUGGAAAAGAAGGCACUCAUGUGACCUGGCUGGAUGUCGUCGAGUUCGCGAAGAAUAAACCCGAGCAGUUCAACUUGGAAAAGACCAGGAAUGGCGUCCGAGUCUGUCAGAUCUAUAUCAAGCAGAGUCGCGUGGAGAUCUCCGAAGAAGACUAUAUUUUGAUUGCUUCCGGCAUGCCGCAAAAGAUGAUUCCCCCACAGCCCAUCAGCGAAGACGAGGAGAAGGAGUUAGGGUCUUUGGAGAUCUUGGAAAAGAACUUGUCCCAUAUCAUUCAGUUGGCAGACCAAGUGUCCGCUCGCGCGAGACAGUUGAACCAUCGUCUUAAGAAUCGGAGAAAUGCUAUUAUUACGCGACGAGAGAACGACGCUGUUUUAACAACCCAGGGCCAACGCGCGCUCAGUCCCUGGAAAGAUUCCAACGGUGCCACAGCUACCGCGAAUGGUCAAUCGCGUCCACACUCACCAACCUCGGGGUUUGUGGCUGUAAAUUCGCGUCCGGAAUCCCACAACGACCAUAUUGUGUCGGGCAGCCACUUUACGUUUUCACAACCAAAUACGGAUAAUGUAACCAUAAUCAAUGGCACCUCGAUCAAAGGAGCCUCACCUAGCACGAGAGCGGAGCUGAUGAAGAAGUUCUUUACGACAUCAGAGCGCAGACUUUAUCCCGACGAAGACCUAGUGAACGCAACUUCCGGUCGCCAAAGCUCAAGGUCAUCACGGCCUCGUGCAUCUGAUCCUGGAGAAUACAUGGGACCAUACGCACCGGUAGCCAUUCCUAACACUCCAUCAUCGCUUCUGCCACAGACGAAGUCCACUAACCACUACGAACGAGACGACGGCGGACCGUACAAAGGCGAAAUGGUGAGCAGAAUGGAGACACUACAGCGGGGUGAACGUGUGCUUCCACCGUGUGAUCGCUGUCGCCGAUUGCACAUGGACUGCCUAAAGAAUUUGACUGCUUGUAUGGGAUGUACAAAGAAGCACGCCAAGUGCUCCUGGAAAGAGGUUAGAUUAGAGGAGCUUCGCGACUUAUAUCCUCGUAAAAGCCAGGAAAUUGCUCAAAGCACCACCUCGGACAGGACUGAAAUCGUGGAACGCACGAGUUCGUUUAACCCUGUGAAUUCCGAAGGACCAAACCCUACUGCCCGACCAGCGUCGGAGCCGCAACAACCCUCGAGGUCCUCGCCUCCCCAAAGAUCGCAGAGUGAAAACAUGGUUUCAAGUGCCGGUGAUGCCAGACGACAGGAGCCUCGGUCGACUGAUGGUCAUGGCACCAAUGGCAAGCGCGUGGAGGCUGAGGACCCGGACGCUCCGGAUCCCCUCGCUCAAGCGAUCAUGGACACAGUAACGCACCACCAGGCCCGUACCGCUGCUGCAGAACGCGAACGAAGAGAAGCUGAAGCCCAGCAUGCGAUGGCGAAGUAAGGUGGCCCUGUAAAUGACGAAUGUUGCAACGCUUUUAUCCGAGGAGUAGCCCGUUGGGUGCCAUGAUAGACGGCAAGAGAAAUGACGGUUUUAUGCCUGUUGAUGCCAUCACUUCCGAUUUCCUUUUUUUUUUUUUUUUUUUUUGCCCCCUCCCUCCCACACUUUUUUGAUGUUUGCCUUCGAUGUUCCGAGAAAAAUACCUUAAUAUCGUCGGACUUUGUGUUUCCUAUCUCUAUAGCUUUGACAGCGUCUCUUCUUAUAUGGGUCCUUAGUUGCCCCCUUUUUUAACUCCCCAUUUUCAAAGGUUAUUCCCAUUUUCAGCGUGAUUUGCGAUGUAUGUAUACGGAUAAUUGCUCGUGGCUCGGUUUUCUUUUUAGCACUUCGAGUUCUUCAGCCCGCGAAAUGUUAACAGCUCAGCUCUGGA